UUAUUCAAAAGCUUUCAGGUAAAAGCUUGGUUGGUUAUCAUCUGAUAAUAACCUCAAGCCCCUUAUAACUUAGUUCCCAACGCCAAAAAUAAGGUUGCUUUCCCGAUAUUCAUUUUCUUGGUGACAAUUUUGCUGUUGUCGCCUCUUCUCUUCCUCCUCCUUAGGCAGCAAGCAAGAAAUGGAGAGGAAGAUGAUGAACAAAAUAAAUACAGGCAUACUCUAUUAGAUUUAAUACAUUCUACUAAUUUCAUAAAAAAGAAAAAAAAAUUGAGGAAGUACAUUUGCAGCAGAACAACAAACUCCAAGAUGAACGAUUUAUUUUCAAGUUCUUUCAAGAAAUAUACUGACCUCAAGCAGCAAACACAGAAUGAUGAUGUGGAGGAAGGAAAGGAGCCUAUGAAUCUUGAUAAAUUCUUCGGCGAUGUCGAGAAUGUUAAGGAAGACAUGAAAACCGUAGAAAAGCUCUACAAAAACUUACAAGACGCAAAUGAAGAGAGCAAAGUUGCGCAUAAUGCAAAAACUAUGAAAGCUAUCCGUUCUCGAAUGGACUCUGAAGUUGAGCAAGUCCUGAAACGUGUCAAAAUCAUCAAAGGAAAGCUUGAAGGUUUAGAACGUUCCAAUGCAGCUGCACGGAACAUUCCAGGGUGCGGUCCAGGCUCGUCUGCAGAUAGAACUAGGACUUCUGUUGUGAGCGGUUUAGGAAAGAAACUAAAAGACCUAAUGGAUAACUUUCAGGGUUUAAGAGCUAAGAUGACAGCUGAAUAUAAAGAAACUGUUGAACGGAGGUAUUUUACUAUAACAGGAGAAAAGCCAAGUGAAGAAACUAUUGAGAAUUUGAUAGAAAGUGGAGAAAGUGAAAGUUUCCUGCAGAAAGCUAUUCAGGAUCAAGGGAGAGGUCAGAUUCUUGACACUAUAUCGGAAAUUCAAGAAAGACAUGAUGCAGUAAAGGAAAUAGAAAAGAACUUGAUUGAGCUUCAUCAGGUUUUCUUGGAUAUGGCUGCUCUUGUGGAAGCUCAAGGGCACCAACUCAAUGACAUUGAGAGUCAUGUCGCACAUGCUAGUUCAUUCGUGCGACGAGGGACUGAGCAACUUCAGGAGGCCAGGGAAUAUCAGAAAAGCUCUAGAAAAUGGACUUGCAUUGCCAUUUAUGGUGGAAUUGUUGUUGUCAUUUUGCUCCUAUUGCCACUCUUACCAACAAUUUUGUCCCUCUUGUAGAAAGAAGAGAAGUCACAGCUUCUUCAAUUCUGAAAAUAUAUGUAUAUCAUUUUCACUGUAAUGAAAAUUUGUUAGAUUGUAAAAAAACUUUGUAAGAUUUUGUAUUUUAUUUCCCAAGAUAGUGUUUUAAUGUCUCAGACUUACAUUCUGACUAUAGACGGCAAAACUUGGGAUGUUAGUUCAGGAAAAAAAUAAAAAAUCCAAAAUAAAUGGUCCGUUGGCAUA
Molecule: messenger RNA, 1440 nt
Organism: Jatropha curcas
Lineage: Eukaryota; Viridiplantae; Streptophyta; Magnoliopsida; Malpighiales; Euphorbiaceae
Gene: SYP125
Product: syntaxin of plants 125
Biological process (GO): intracellular protein transport; vesicle fusion; exocytosis
Cellular component (GO): endomembrane system; plasma membrane; SNARE complex
Molecular function (GO): SNARE binding; SNAP receptor activity
Source: RefSeq, a predicted model, not a curated record